Molecule: messenger RNA, 1354 nt
Organism: Hemicordylus capensis (graceful crag lizard)
Lineage: Eukaryota; Metazoa; Chordata; Lepidosauria; Squamata; Cordylidae
Exons: 2
Coding region: 368-1354 (328 amino acids)
Source: RefSeq, a predicted model, not a curated record
CUAAAACAACAAACAAGUUACAAAUCUGUAUACUGCCUGCCACUACCCAAGUCUCUAAGUGGUUUAGAACAAUAAAACAAAGCAAUGACUGCGGAGAAACUGCGGAGCCAAUGACAGGAGGCAAAGCCGCAGAGCCUUUCUUUCUUUCCCCUCGUCCUCUUCCCUCCCAUGUGAUUGGAUCCAUUCCAGACUGAAAUCCGGGCAAACCGGGCGGCACAUUUAAAAUCUGGGUAAAUCCAGGUGGAAUUUAGCAGCCGGGUGGAGGAGCCAAAAUCCGGGGGCUACCAUAAAUUCCAGGGGAUAUGGCAAGGCUACACACACACACAAAUAUGCUAAAUGGAGGAGAACUCAGCUCGAAUUUGACAGGAUGGAGCAUGUGACCCAUUUGAGGGCUUACGCGGAGGCAGUGCAUACGGCAAAAAAGAAGUUCUGGUUGGUUCGCAUUGCUUCUGCAGAUUCAUGUUCGGCGGAGUUAUCCCAGGUAGUGAAGAGUCUAAUUUCUACUUCUCCUGUUUCUAAUCAGCUCCCGGAGGUGCUCUGUUGUGAUGCCCUCAGUGAGUUCUUUGCGGACAAAAUCUGUAUUCGGGCCAACUUGGAUUCCACUUUUUCUGCAGGGUCUACAAAAGAGGUGUCUAGCAAUCCUUCUUGCAGUAUUAGGUUGGAUCAGUUUCAAUCUGUGAUUCCUGAGGAUGUGGACAAGCUGCUUGGAGCGGUGUGGUCCACCACUUGUUCUCUGGACCCUUGCCCGACUUGGCUGCUUCGAUCUAGCAGGGAGAUUAUUCGAGGAGGCCUGGUGAAUAUCAUAAAUGCAUUGCUGAGGGAGGGUAAGGUGCCUCCAUGCUUGAAGGAGGCAAUAACUAGACCAUUUCUUAAUAAGCCUUCCCUAGAUCCCUCGGCGAUGGGUAAUUAUAGGCCAAUCUCUAAUCUCCCUUGGUUGGGCAAGGUGAUCGAGAGGGUGGUGGCCGACCAGCUCCAGCCAAGUUUGGAGGAAACUGAUUAUCUAGACCAGGCCUGCUCAACUUCGGCCCUCCUGCAGAUGUUGGCUUACAACUCCCAUAAUCCCUGGCUAUUGGCCCCUGUGGCUGGGGCUUAUGGGAGCUGUAGUCCAAAAACAGCUGGGGGGCCUAAGUUGAGCAGGCCUGAUCUAGACCCAUUUCAAACUGGCUUUAGAGCGGGCUAUGGGGUUGAGACAGCCUUGGUCGGCCUGAUGGAUGACUUAUACCAGGGAAUCGGCAGAGGGAGUGUGACUCUGUUGGUUCUCUUGGAUCUCUUGGUGGCGUUCGAUACCAUCAACCAUGGUAUCCUUCCGGGUCGCCUGGUGGAGUUGGGGAUAAGAGGCACUGCUCUGCAGUGA